Molecule: messenger RNA, 631 nt
Organism: Oncorhynchus gorbuscha (pink salmon)
Lineage: Eukaryota; Metazoa; Chordata; Actinopteri; Salmoniformes; Salmonidae
Product: 4-hydroxyphenylpyruvate dioxygenase-like protein
Exons: 2
Coding region: 7-255 (82 amino acids)
Biological process (GO): aromatic amino acid metabolic process
Molecular function (GO): 4-hydroxyphenylpyruvate dioxygenase activity
Source: RefSeq, a predicted model, not a curated record
CCCCAGAUGCUGUCUCAGCACAGCAUCCUCCUGGACACAGACCUGCGCCAGGUCCAGACUGACCCCUCCUGUCAGACUACGGACACGCAGAAGAAAAGAUACCUGCUCCAGGUGUUCACCAAGCCCAUCUUCUCAGAGGACACCUUCUUCCUGGAGCUAAUUGAGAGGAGAGGUGCGUCAGGGUUCGGAGAGGGGAACAUCAAAGCUCUGUGGAGGUCUGUCCAGGCAAACAUGGACACAGAGAGGGCAGACUGAGGAACAAGGAGAGAACACGACUCCCAGAACAUAACCCCAGAACCGAAGCACUGCCACAGCGCCUAACAUUUUACAGCGAACACUGCAGCGAACUCCUUCCUCCGCUACUCUUUCGUCUGUGUGAGGCUAAAAUACACAGAGUUUCCCGGGGAAGCUGUGGAGCGCCGAGGAAGCUGUGGAGCGCCGAGGAAGCUGUGGAGCGCCGAGGAAGCUGUGGAGCGCCGAGGAAGCUGUGGAGCGCCGAGGAAGCUGUGGAGCGCCGAGGAAGGGGAAGCUGUGGUCCACCGGGGAAGCAUUGAAUGAUUGUGUUUAUGAGUCUGUUAUUAAAGGUGUAUGUUUUAAUGAUUUUUCAUUAAACCAUGUAUGGCUAAUAUUU